AUGUUGCUACUUUUAAUUCUGCUCACUAUUUUAUGCACGGUUACCACAAACUCAGACUGGUGCUAUCAGUCCCAAGUAUCUUGCAACCACACAUGCAAAGGACCAGAAGAAUGGGCGACAAUAAUCCCAAUGUGUGGACAUAGAAAACAGUCACCCAUCAACAUUGUAACAAAGCAAGUCCUUCCAGACAAUCGUCUGACCCUAGUACAGUUUAAAGGCUACCAGGAGACAUUCAGUAGUGUCAUUUUAAACAAUGGCCACACAGUGCAAGUUAAUUUGCCCAACAGUGCGGUAAUAAACGGGGCUGACCUAGGAGCCACUUACAAAACCCAUCAAUGUCACCUGCAUUGGGGUAAGAAUGGUGGACAUGGAUCAGAACAUACUAUAGAUGGAGAGCAAUAUCCAAUGGAGCUUCAUAUUGUCCAUAUUAGAGAAAAUUACAAAUCUCUGGAAGAGGCUGUUAGUGACCCGUCUGGGGUGGCUGUACUUGGAUUUUUUUAUGAGGAAUCAGAAACUGCCAAUAAAAAUUAUGAACCCAUCAUAAAUUCUCUGAAUAAUAUUACACUUCCAGGCACUAAUGCAACACUUGAGGCUGUGUCGCUAGAUAUGCUCAUUCCAUCUCAUGAUACCUUGGAGAAAUACUUUCGCUACCAGGGUUCUCUCACCACACCAGACUGCUCUGAAGCUGUUGUCUGGACAAUAUUUCAGCAAACCAUACCGCUCAGCAAAGAACAGCUUUCUGCAUUUUCAAAUCUGCGGUUUGACAAUCGGAGUGCCAUGAUAAACACUUACCGACCCGUUCAGCCGCGGUAUGGGCGUGAGGUGUAUCGCUCUGGGAGUUAUAUGUUCUAUGUUAGCACUAUGUUAUUUGUCAGCUCAGUUUUAACAACCCUCUAUGUUCACACAAAAUGA
Molecule: messenger RNA, 912 nt
Organism: Triplophysa dalaica
Lineage: Eukaryota; Metazoa; Chordata; Actinopteri; Cypriniformes; Nemacheilidae
Gene: ca4b
Product: carbonic anhydrase IV b
Exons: 8
Coding region: 1-912 (303 amino acids)
Cellular component (GO): plasma membrane
Molecular function (GO): carbonate dehydratase activity; zinc ion binding
Source: RefSeq, a predicted model, not a curated record